Molecule: messenger RNA, 1763 nt
Organism: Glycine soja
Lineage: Eukaryota; Viridiplantae; Streptophyta; Magnoliopsida; Fabales; Fabaceae
Product: hydroquinone glucosyltransferase-like
Exons: 1
Coding region: 133-1539 (468 amino acids)
Molecular function (GO): UDP-glycosyltransferase activity
Source: RefSeq, a predicted model, not a curated record
UGUAAUAAAAUAGAAAGCAAUAAACCAGUGGAGUGCUUUGCUAUAGAUCAAGACAACAUUUUCGUCAUAAAGAAAACAUAAUAAACGGCUGUCACGAAAUUGUGAGCAGGUAAACAUCUACAAUCUGUUGCCAUGGCAAAAACAACUCACAUAGCUAUUGUUUCAAGCCCUGGUUUUGGCCACAUAGUUCCAAUAAUUGAGUUCAGCAAGCGACUUGUGAAGCUUCACCCAAAUUUUCAAGUGACCUGCAUCAUUCCUUCACUUGAGUCAUCCACAGAAUCCUGCAAAGCCUACCUUAAAACCCUUCCUUCAUUCAUAGACUUCAUCUUUCUUCCUCCAGUUAGCAUAGAACAAUUAUCCCAAGGAGGAUACAUUGGACAGCUAAUUCAACUCACUAUUUCUCAUUCUCUGCCAUCAAUACAUGAGGUGCUGAAAUCCUUGUUCUCUAAAGUCCCUUUAACUGCGUUGGUGGUAGAUGUUCUUGCACUUCAAGCAUUGGAAUUUGCUAAGGAAUUCAAUGCCCUGUCCUAUUUUUACUUCCCUAGUUCAGCUAUGGUAUUGUCACUGCUUCUACACAUGUCAAAACUUGAUGAGGAGGUUUCAAGUGCGUACAAGGAUCUAACAGAACCUAUAAGGUUACCAGGUUGUGUACCAUUCAUGGGGAGUGAUCUUCCGGAUCCAUCCCAUGAUCGAUCUAGUGAAUUUUACAAGCAUUUUGUUGAAGAUACCAAGGCAAUGGUAACUACUGAUGGGAUCUUGAUCAACACCUUCUUAGAAAUGGAAUCAGGUGCUGUAAGAGCAUUGGAAGAGUUUGGAAAUGGAAAGAUCAGAUUGUACCCAGUUGGACCCAUUACACAAAAAGGGUCAAGCAGUGAAGUUGACGAGUCUGAUAAGUGUUUAAAAUGGUUGGACAAGCAGCCACCUAGUUCAGUGUUGUAUGUUUCUUUCGGAAGUGGUGGAACACUCUCUCAGAACCAAAUCAAUGAGUUAGCUUCGGGUUUGGAAUUGAGUGGUCAAAGGUUCUUGUGGGUUUUGAGAGCACCAAGUGAAUCAGUUAGUGCUGCAUACCUUGAGGCUGCAAAUGAGGACCCUUUGAAAUUUUUACCAAGUGGGUUUUUAGAAAGGACAAAGGAGAAAGGUUUGGUUGUGCCAUCAUGGGCACCUCAGGUUCAGGUUCUUAGUCACAAUUCAGUUGGAGGGUUCCUAAGCCAUUGUGGUUGGAACUCAACUCUGGAGAGUGUCCAAGAAGGAGUGCCUAUUAUAACAUGGCCACUCUUUGCUGAGCAGAGGAUGAAUGCAGUGAUGUUAACCGAUGGUCUUAAAGUGGCAUUGAGGCCAAAAUUUAACGAAGAUGGCAUAAUUGAGAAGGAGGAAAUUGCAAAGGUUGUAAAGUGUUUGAUGGAAGGAGAGGAAGGUAAAGGAAUGCGUGAAAGAUUGAGGAAUUUAAAAGAUUCUGCUGCUAAUGCACUGAAACACGGUUCUUCAACACAAACUCUGUCUCAGUUGGCUAAUCAUUGGGAGAAUUUGACUAAAGUUUAGGAAAAUUGUUUUUUCUUAAGUUGUUUUACGUAGUUGUAUUUUGUGUGCUUGUCUUAAUUUUUCUUUGUGGGGGUGACGUGGUGAAUGAUGAUUGUGGUUUCGGAGAUAUAGGUUAUCUUUGACACCUGCCAGACACAUGUUAAAAUGUUAAUUGAUUUUCAAUUUGAAUUUUACAUUUGACUAUGUAAGAGUUCAUAUUGUAGAGCGUGUUUAUAUGUUGUUUA